AUGUCCUGGCUUCAACUCUUCCGUAUCGCUGUUAUGGGGUGGAUAAUAUUCUGCUCCCUCAUACUCCUGGGCCUCGGCGCCCACCUCGUCUCAGUCCUCAAGGGCCAAACCGUCCAAAACUUCGCUUGGGGAGGGCUCGCGGUCGCCACCGCGGUUCUCACCUUUGUCUCUGUCCCCGCCAUGAUUGCCAUUGAUAUGCUGCGCUCGGGGGUCUUCACAUCCAUGAUCGUGGUCGAGAUUGCUUGGCUGAGCUUCCUCGGCGUGCUCUUCCUCGCGACCGGCGGAUCGGCGGCAGCCACCGCGACCACCUUCUGGGGCUCGUGCUCGCGCGCGGCAGCCCAGUUCCAGGGCCUCUGCCACGAGACCUCCGCCACUGCCGCGUUCGGCUUCCUCGGCUGGAUCCCCCUGUGGGCGUACACGAUCACGCUGCUCGUCAUGCUCGUCCUCCCCGCGCAGCGCAGCGACCGCGUCUGGCUGAAGUCCGUCAAGGAGGCCGACCUCGACAAGACCGCAGUGCCGACCUCGCCAAUAGGCCCCAAUGCCCCGAUGAUGGGCAUGCAGCCGUACCCGCCGUACGCGGACGUGCCUCCACAGCCGGCGGACUACUCGCAGGGGCCGCACCCGCAGGUGUAG
Messenger RNA from Epithele typhae, 633 nucleotides. RefSeq lists its product as uncharacterized. Bases 1 to 633 code for a protein of 210 amino acids. Lineage: Eukaryota; Fungi; Basidiomycota; Agaricomycetes; Polyporales; Epitheliaceae. The record is from RefSeq and is a predicted model, not a curated record. The transcript has 5 exons.